Neopsephotus bourkii (Bourke's parrot) is the source of this 5310-nucleotide messenger RNA. It is a transcript of the gene TASOR, whose product is annotated as transcription activation suppressor. The record is from RefSeq and is a predicted model, not a curated record. NCBI's taxonomy places the organism in Eukaryota, Metazoa, Chordata, Aves, Psittaciformes, Psittacidae. Gene Ontology annotation, biological process: protein localization to heterochromatin; negative regulation of gene expression, epigenetic. Bases 75 to 5105 code for a protein of 1676 amino acids. Gene Ontology annotation, cellular component: heterochromatin; nucleoplasm. The transcript has 23 exons. Gene Ontology annotation, molecular function: chromatin binding.
GGGGAAGGAACAGUUCGCUGAGGCAGGAAGAGGAGACGCGGGCUGUAGUUUUCGCUUCUCGGAGAUAGGAGCGAAUGGCGGAUGCCGUGAUGCUUAAUGGUGACGAGAUGGAGCCGGAGCACCAUCAGCGGACGGAGACCAGCGCGGGCCUCGUCGGGGUGGAGAGUCCUAGAGCUGCCGAGCGCAGCACACAAAAUGGCGGACGCUGUGAGAGCAGUAGCAGUGGGGAGGCGCUGCUGGUGACUGCUGUUGCUGCUGAGGACAAGGUCCCCCCAAACCUCAGCAUCACUGCUAGGAGCAGCCAGCGCAGGAGCAGCAUCUCAACGGCAAAUGAACAACAGCAGCAGCCGCUCAGCAGUCAGCUGGGGGGGCCUCCCCCUCUCCCUAAGCUCCCAGAAGAUCUGCAUGUUAGAAGGAACUUUCACAUUCCCAGGAAGAGCAGAGAAAAGAAAGCACUCUUCCAGCCAGUGGCUGUAGGAUCUCGAGAAUUUGAGGAUAUUGUAAAGAUUCUGCAUUCAUCUUACUUGGAACCAAGUUCAGUGUCCAAUUUUAGUUACAAGAGAGCCAGCUUAGUUCACAGUGAACUGUUGGAAAAGGAAUACACAGAAAAACGCAGAGAACUGAAAUUUGAUGGUCGCCCAGAAAAAGAACUUUCUGAAACCUAUGCCUUUCUGAUGGUUGAUCGACCUCAGAUCCAAAGCAUAUGUGAAAAGGGGUUGCAGGUGGGCCACUCCAAAAUAACAAUUCUCGGCAGUCCUUCCAUGGGUGUAUAUAUCUCCAGGUAUGCUGAUUUAUUGCAGCCUAAUCCUCUGGAAGCUGGAACAACUGGAGAUGUGAUUGUUUUUAAAAUAAUAAAGGGAAAAAUGAAAAGCAUAUAUGACCACAUCGGUAUGAAAGCAAUGGAAUCAACAGUAAAGAGUGCAUUGGAUCCAACACCAAAGCAUGAGUGUCAUGUUUCAAAGAAUGCAAAUAAAGUGACCUCUUUGUUGGCUUAUCGAGCCUACGAACUCACACAGUACUAUUUUUAUGAAUAUGGCUUUGAUGAAAUCAGGAGAAGACCAAGACAUGUAUGUCCUUAUGCUGUCGUGUCAUUUACUUACAAAGAUGAAAUGGUGCCAUUACCAAAACACUUUCCUCCACCAAGAUCAAACAGCUUCAACGCAGAUAGAAUAACAGAUAAAUACAACUAUACAUUAUGGAGGGGACAGCUUUGGAAUAAAGGCAAACUUUUGUGCCACAUUUCCUUGAAAUCAGCAGCACGUCCUUUCCUUCCAUGCAAACUUCCAGAGAAACUGGAGGUUGAAAAAGUUGUGAGCAUUGAUCAACUGAAGAAAAAGAUCUCACCAGCGCUGUUGUACAAAGAAACUUAUGUAGGAGCAAGAGAAGUGUUGAAGAAUGGCAUGUACUGUAGCCUGUACGAAGUUGUGGAAAAGUCCCGUUCUGGUAGUCACUUUGAGAGCUUACUUCACAAACUAGAGAAAGAGAAACUUGUUCUUGUGAAACCACUUCUGGACAGAGGAUUCCUUUUUCUUCUUUCUCCUUGGCAAAUGAUAUCCCCUUAUGACUAUCAAACUGGACGGCCUCGCAUGCUGCAUGCAUUGUUUCUGUUCCCAGAACCUAGAGGUAUAGUGAACCAAGCACAAAGAAGUGUUCCAUUUGGAACACAGAAAAAUUCAGCUACGAUGCACGAAAAUCAGGAAAUCUUCCCAGAAUUCACAAAGUUUAUUCAGUCUCUACAUUUUGCUUUAAUCCAGUCUCGUAAAGACACUACUGCAGAUUUCAAUGCUGUUGUGGAAAAGUAUAUACAUGAGUAUUUGAAAAGAGGCUGUAGUAUGUCUGGAAAAUAUAGAGAAUUUAUAUUGUAUCGGUAUGAAUCACGGCUGGAUGAAAAAAAAUUUCUUUAUUCUGCUCCAAGAAAUAAAUCUCAUAUUGACAGUUCCUUGCAAAACUAUAUUUUUGGUUGUGAGGCAUAUCAGCUACCUGUUUCUAGAGCUAUGGAACUGAUGGGAGGAAAUCAGAAAUAUCAGCAGUUCAGUCCCAUCUCAGAUUAUGAAGUCGCAGAAGACUCUGAUUUUGCCAAUGCAAGAAUAAGGAAAAGAAUCCGUGCAAAGUAUGAAGCCAGGAGAAAACUGUCUCAGUUUGGAGAUUAUGAUCCUGAUAGACUCAAAGAACUUAUUAACUUAAUCCAGAGCAGGAAAAAAAACACAAGUGGAGAUUCUGAUUCUGAAGACCCUAGAAGUAGAAGCAGUCUGAAAAGGAAGCUGGAAAAACAGUCUGGAAACUUGAGGAAAUACUUAAAAAUGUGUGAAUCGGCAGAGAAUACUUGUCAGUAUGAAGGGGGCAGAACAACCUUGGACUCGCCACAUGCUGUUUUCUCAAUUGGACAUGAUCCUGACUUGAGGCAGCAAGAUGUACCCGACCCUGCUGUUGCUGACCCACACGGCCUCAUUAAACUGCUUUUAGAAACACUGUCCAGUGCAGGACACUUGGAUUCAUCAUUGGCACGGUCUGUAAAUCAAACUUUAGGACUAAGCAGUGAUGAAGAGGAUAUGAGACAAAAAUAUGAGUACGAAUCCAUUCCAGCACAGGACAGAGAUGAUCAUGAGCUUCAUAAUACUGCUCAGGCUGAAAAUCUUCACUUUAAGGACCCACAGAGCCCAGGGAUACUGGAAACUGAUGUGGCAUGCUUACCCUACCCUGUUGAUGUGGAUCUACACCUUUCAGCUAAUGAAGUAGGCCUUGAACAGACACUACCUUUAAAAGAAACAAGCACUGGAAGUGUGAGUAGUUAUGAAGACUGCAGUCCCUGUACUGCUACACCUAUGGAGCAUGUUCAUCCCAGCCAGCGUUCCAACUCAAAUAACGUAGAAGUUGGAAUGCACUGGAAACUUAUUCCAAUUACAGGUCUGAAAUCACCAGAAGAACCACUGGUGUAUUUACCGCCAAAGGAUGCCUUUCCUAAUGACCCCCGGGUAAUAAAUAGACAGAGAAGUUCUGAUUACCAGUUUCCGUACUCUCCAUUUUCAGACACACAAAAGGGGACAACAGAAGAUGAGCUUUAUGCAAGACAAGUGGAGAAACUGGAAGAUCAGUGUGGGCUAGCAGACCACCCUUUUGCAACUAAGCAUUCCAUUAGUGCAGUUAUAGAGAAUACACUGUUAGAAGAAUAUAAUCUCUUUGCAAGAAAGAUUCAAGAAAUUUUGCAGCAAAAGAAUAUCAGCUAUGUUAGUGGUAUAUCCACACCAGUCUUCUCUGCCCAGGAGAGGAUAAUGAGACUUUCCGAAUACAUCUGUUUACAGGCAUCGGAGGUUUCUGUCCAAGAAUAUGUAGAGACACUGAAUGAAAAGCUGCAUAGUGUUAUUUUGUCAUCUUCAUGCAUUAGGCAAACCCCUCUGGUUGGUUCUAGUCCUGAACCAGCAGAAGUGGUCAGAAACGCUGCACUGAACCCUCCGCCCAACACAGUGCCCGUUUGCAGGGACUCUGACACAGCGGCGCUCCCAGAGCUGUUGUGUAAUAACGCAGUGGAAGAUGGGGAUUCUAGCGAGCAGCGUGCAUCAAGCUUGCCCGUAGUGAAGGAGGAAGUAGAUCACGUGAACGCUAGAACAGAGGACAUGGUGACAUGUGAUGAGCAGACCUCUUCCAGCGGUGAUCAGACAGAGAUGCCAGAAAAGACACAGAAAUCCCCAGACAACUUCAACAUUUCAACCCAACCAGCCUUUUCUGAUUUCAUAAGCCAGUUAAAACCUGAAGUUUUUAGCAGUUUGGUUAAAAUUAUUAAAGAUGUACAGAAAAACACUGUGAAAUUUUAUAUUCAUGAAGAGGAGGAAAGUGUUCUCUGUAAAGAAAUCAAGGAAUAUCUCACAAAGUUAGGUAACACCGAGUGCCAUCCAGAACAGUUCCUUAAAAGAAGAGCUGAUUUGGAUAAACUGUUGAUUAUCAUCCAAAAUGAAGACAUCGCCAACCUCAUCCAUAAGAUACCUGGCCUAGUAACUUUGAAGAGGCUUUCCUGUGUCAGCUUUGCGGGUGUCGAUAGCCUGGAUGAUGUGAAAAAUCACACUUACAAUGAGUUGUUUGUAUCUGGUGGUUUUGUUGUGUCAGACGAAUCUGUCCUUAAUCCGGAGUCCAUCUCUACAGAUAAACUAAAACAGUUCUUAAAAUUCCUGGAGGAGCUCAAUACCCCAGAUGGGAAAUGGCAGUGGAAGGUCCACUGCAAAAUACAAAAGAAACUUAAAGAGCUGGGGAGGAUGAAUGCCAAUGCCCUGAGCCUGCUGAGCCUUCUGAACACCUACCAAAAGCAGCACUUGGUUGAGAUUCUGUCCUACCAUAAUUGUGAUUCUCAGACUCGAAAUGCCCCAGAACUGGACUGUCUCAUCAGGCUUCAGGCUCAAAACAUACAGCAGAGACAUGUUGUUUUCUUAACAGAAAAGAAUCUCAAACCACUUUCGAUUUAUGUUGAUAAUGGAAUAGUGGUUGCUGCUGUUGAUGACUUCAUGCACAAUUUUAAAAGCCUCGUUGGGUAUCACAGCUCAGUCACUGAGGAGAACAGCCUUUCUCCCACUGACACACACAGAACCCAAUCAGAAAAUGUAGAAAAUGAUGUAAAGGAUGAGGAGGACAUGUCUCUGGAUUCAGGGGACGAAACAGCACAAAUAGAAAUCUGCAGUGAUGUUCAUCAUGUGGCAACUGUGCAGGCAAAGGCCAAGGGUGCAGACUGCAGAGAAAGCAGUCUGACAGUUACAGAGUUACCUCCUGCAGCACCAGCUGCCCUGUUGCAAAAGACUUCUAAAGUUGACUUGGAAGAGAUAAAGCCAAUGACUCCAGUUUCUACAACAUGCUCUACUGAAGGAGAGAACCACAGUUCGGCUGAACAAGCUCCUUUCAGUAAUUUCCAGGUUUACAGCACACAGUUAAACAUGUCCCACCAGUUCAGUCACUUUAAUGUUCUCACUCAUCAGACUUUUCUGGGAACAUACCCCAUCUCAUCUGCAAAUCAAAACCAAGAAGGGGGCAACUAUUUUCUAUCUGCGUACAGUCAGAGUGUGGAUACAGAAAAGUCAUCAUCGCCUGGUGGCUGGGAUGCAAGUUGUGAUUCUUCCAGAUCAUAAUCAAACCAGAAAUAAACUCCCAAGUCUCUUUUUGUAAGUCGCUGUGGACGUUUCUGUUUCUAAAAUGGUUGGUUAACAAUUUCUAUUCUGGAACAAAACGUUUCUUGUGCUUGUUCUCAAAUGUUUUCUUGUCUUGUUUAAAGCCUGAGGGCCUGUACCUGUUGGAAGCAUCUGAAGAUUGAAAUAAAUAUAUUUCCUAGCAUUA